Messenger RNA from Cuscuta campestris, 929 nucleotides. Lineage: Eukaryota; Viridiplantae; Streptophyta; Magnoliopsida; Solanales; Convolvulaceae. The record is from the annotation of a GenBank genome assembly.
CUUUGUCAUCUUAGCCACAAUAUUGUUCCUGAGAGCUUAUAUUCUAAUUAAGCAUGAGGGAUUUAAAGGCUCUAGUUGUUCCGGUCGCCUUACUUUCCUUUUCUAGUGUUUUUAUGGUAACCCAAGCUCGAGACAUCAUUAAGGGUGAGAAGGUGAAGACUCAGGGUUUGGGGUUGGACUUGGGUAAUAUAGGCAUAGGCAUUGGCACUGGCAUAGGCAUAGGCCUAGGCGGGUCCGGGUCAGGUUCCGGAUCGGGCUCGGGAGCAGGCGGUUCAAGCUCUAGCUCUAGCUCGAGUUCAAGCUCUAGUAGCUCAAGUCACGGUGGUGGUGGUGGUGGUGAGAGUAGUGCUGGAUCAGAAGCAGGGUCUUAUGCAGGGUCAAGAGCUGGCGGCGGCUCAAAUGGUGGUGGAGGCGGAUAUGGUGGCGGCCAUGGAGGAGGUUAUGGCAGCGGCGGCGGCGGCUACUAGCAAGAUGCUUCCAUCUUGCUAAUAUAGCAUACCGUCUCGGUCUGAGUUAAAUAAUAGAGCACGGUUCUUUGAACAUCAAGACUCGGUGUCAUAAUACAACACUGAGGCCUUUGGGUGUCAUACUGAUCUCGAAACUAGCUCCUAUUAUCCCUAACUCACCCCACAAACCCAACUACUUGCCCUUCUGUAACCCCCUCUAGCAUUUUGUCGAAAUGUUGGUGGGGGAGGGGAGGCGGGCUAGAAGAGGGUAAGGGUUAGAUUUGUGGGGGUGAGAUACAUAGGAUAAGACCUGGUUCCAGGAUAAAUGGUGCACCGUAAAACCUUGUGUCAUAUUAUAGCACUCGAAUUGAAUGCCAAAAGAACCGUGUGAUAAGUAAUGUGUAUAAUCACGUAAAUUAGUACGAGUUUGUAUUGUGAUUUGUGAAGUUAUGAAUGAAAUAAAUAUCCUGAGUGAGUACUACU